Molecule: messenger RNA, 464 nt
Organism: Staurois parvus
Lineage: Eukaryota; Metazoa; Chordata; Amphibia; Anura; Ranidae
Source: the annotation of a GenBank genome assembly
AGGAGAUGACCAGAGACUGCGGACAUAGUACAGGAGAUGACCAGAGACUGCGGACAUAGUACAGGAGAUGACCAGAGACUGCGGACAUAGUACAGGAGAUGACCAGAGACUGCGGACAUAGUACAGGAGAUGACCAGAGACUGCGGACAUAGUACAGGAGAUGACCAGAGACUGCAGACAGUACAGGAGAUGACCAGAGACUGCAGACAUAGUACAGGAGAUGACCAGAGACUGCAGACAGUACAGGAGAUGACCAGAGACUGCGGACACAGUAAAGGAGAUGACCAGAGACUGCGGAAACAGUACAGGAGAUGACCAGAGACUGCAGACAUAGUACAGGAGAUGACCAGAGACUGCGGACAUAGUACAGGAGAUGACCAGAGACUGCAGACAUAGUACAGGAGAUGACCAGAGACUGCAGACAUAGUACAUGAGAUGACCAGAGACUGCGGACACAGUACAGG